CAGCAAAGCAGUGCAUAAAGAUUAUAAAACCUUCAUAAACCGACCCCAUUCUCGCUGCGGUUGAUUGAUAUUAAUGGUGAAGACUGAAGUUAUAAAAAACCACACCCGAAUAUAGCAUCUCAUACAUACCUAAGAACUAGUCUUGCCCAUUCCAUUGAUACGGUUAUUCAUAUACGCUGUAUUAUUCAGCUAUACGAACAAAAUACUUACGCGGGGUAUGUAAUGUUGCAGUUGCUUUUCGACUUGCUGCGCAGCAUUGUUUCUUGCUGAAACCUCUUCUCGAUUUCUCAUCCAAUAGCAAUAAAAACCAUGGCGUCAUAUUAACUCAAUUAAUUCCUGCGCGGUUGUUUCCCACCCCCCCUUCCCCCCGAGCUUGUCUAGCUCCCAGCCACGAAGCGACGACCUAUAGAGAUGCACUUCAACCCUUGUAAGCUCUCUUACAUAGCACAAGUCGUUUCGGUUACGGUUACGGCUACAGCUACGAUUACGGUUACGUGUAAUUACCUUAGGUACCUAACCUAAGCUUCGCUCUUCGUCGCCGGGAAUUCAUCUGGGAGGUUUUGGCUUCAUUAUGUCUCCCGUGCCGUUCCAGCAUCCGGUGAGGUACACUCCGCUGGCGGUGGUGGUCACCUAUCUUACAGCGAUAGUCUACUUGACGUAUGCAAUCGCCGCCGGGCUCUAUGCAUCGUAUAAGUCUUUAGGUCCAGCUCAAGACACACGAUCGCGUUACGCGCAGCGCAGGAGAUUGGUUCCUAUCUUUCUCGGACUUGCAGCCGUGGCUUUUUCUUUGGCGACUUACAACUCUGUGGCGUCGGCUGUCUUGUCGUAUAAGACAUGGGCGCAUGAGCAUGGCGUCAACCAACGAGAACGCUAUCUUCUCGCCGAGAAACUUGUCCUUACACCUAGGGACUUGAGGAGAUCGAACUCUCUUUAUAUCACCCAGUGGUUGAGUGACACCCCCAUCUUUUACGAUGCCCUGGAGAUUGUCGCCGAGAAAGCCCGUCGCUUCUGGUGGGGGCAACAGAUCGAUCUCGCGACGGUGGCCUUUAGCAUGUUACUAUCCGUCGAGGGGCGACGACGAAAUAUACCCCUGACAGCUUCGUUUCUGAUCCUAGCCCACCUUGUCAGCUUGUCGUUCGCACAGAAUCUGUUUUACGUAGCUCUACUCCUGACUCCGUCGCCACUACCCCCAGGAAUCGAGAGCCUUGAGACACCAGUCGUACCUCUUCUCUCGACGUUGGUCUGGAUUCGCGACAAAGUCAUUGCUCCAAAACCAAAGAAUUGGCUAUUGCGCCCUCGCAUACUCUUCACAGUGUUGGCCUUGAAUUAUCUUUCAAUAUUCCUGCUUCCUUAUGCUGCGGACACACAUUCGUUUGUGAAUGUGGUUCAUCUCGGUCGAGCGUCGACUUUCUUACCCCUUAUCUUACCAGCCAUUGCCCCGGUAAGCUGGGGUACCAUCUACUUGCAUCCUCACGACGCUCACGGUUCGUUGAAAACGAUAUUUCGAACUAUUUCCGCCGUGUCUUUCGCAUUGCACGCAAAGUCUAGCAUUGAAGGACUCCGCUAUAACGUUCCCGACUCUCAUCAUCAUCGCCACAGUAUCUUCCUCCCCUGGAAUGUUGAAGAGCGUUCCAACUGGGAACGCAGUACUACAGCGAUUGGCAAAGUUUUGGGCUCCCUCUACGACCACCCUGCCGUAAACGCUGUUGGGUGUGAUGUUCUAGUCUGCACGAUUAGUCUCGGUUUGUGGGCUGCUGUCCGCGCUAUAAGCGUGCAAGACAUUAUCGCAUCGGCCAUUCCGACUUUCAAAUUCCGUCUAAGGGCUAGGCGCGUCGUCGAGGAUAAGAUCUUUCGUAGGCCCCGUACGCCCUAUAGCCCCUAUACCCCUAUUAGGCCUAGUUACGACUAUCCCGAAUAUCGUACAUCGGAACAUUCGAUGACUCUUAGAAGUCAGAGUAGGCCGGGCCUAUCGGGACUAAGGAGUUCGUCAAGGUUAAGAAAUGCGUCAAGACUAAGAAGCGAAUCUAAUGUAAGAAGUUCAUCGAGAAUAAGGGAUUUGUCGAGGGUGAGAAAUGAAUCAAGAGCAAGGAAUACGUCAAGAGUAAGAGACGCUUCAAGAGUAGGAAGUGUAUCCAGAAUAGGAAGUGUUGCAAGCUCGUGCACACCUAGUGAGGAUGGAACUGUGACUCCUGGGCGAAGACGAGGACGGGCCAGGGUGUCUAAGAAACACGAAGACGAAAAAGCAUAUCGACCUACCAUGUUCUCGGCUAGAUCCUCUGUGGAGUCGGACCUCUUGCCGGCUACCGAGCCAGACUGGGACUCUGCGGCUAUAGCUUGGAGCAUGGUUACAUUUGCCGGGCUCGGUUCGGCGUCCGCGGGUGUUCUCGGAGGUGAAUGCAUUGCGAGAUGAGAUACGAAUGGAUAGGAUAGGUUGGGGAUAUUAUGAGGAGUUUGGAAUGACGAUGAGAAUAAUGAGGUAACCCAGGGUUGGGAAGGAUUGGGGGGAAUCGGGAAGGGUUGGGCCGGGUAAUGAUUGGAAGCGGGCUAUGAAUUAUGAAUAACACUCAGCGUAGCGGUCACGGCUGGGUGCUUAUAUACCUGGGAGGUAGAUAUUAAAGUCAACUAUUAUCAAGUUCUAGGCUAUCCGUAAACCGU
Molecule: messenger RNA, 2655 nt
Organism: Daldinia vernicosa
Lineage: Eukaryota; Fungi; Ascomycota; Sordariomycetes; Xylariales; Hypoxylaceae
Exons: 3
Coding region: 572-2410 (612 amino acids)
Source: RefSeq, a predicted model, not a curated record